Grosmannia clavigera kw1407 is the source of this 810-nucleotide messenger RNA. Its product is annotated as phosphatase-like protein. Bases 1 to 810 code for a protein of 269 amino acids. Gene Ontology annotation, biological process: sphingolipid biosynthetic process; very long-chain fatty acid biosynthetic process; fatty acid elongation. The transcript has a single exon. The record is from RefSeq and is a predicted model, not a curated record. Gene Ontology annotation, cellular component: endoplasmic reticulum membrane. NCBI's taxonomy places the organism in Eukaryota, Fungi, Ascomycota, Sordariomycetes, Ophiostomatales, Ophiostomataceae. Gene Ontology annotation, molecular function: 3-hydroxyacyl-CoA dehydratase activity.
AUGGCUGUAUCCGCGCCGAAGAAGAUGGUCACGGCCUCGUCGUCGGGGCCUGUCAAGCAGAAGGAGAUUCCCGGCACCGGAGCCGUGCCGGUCUCCCAGGUCAAGGGGCUCUACCUGACGGCCUACAACUUCAUCUCGGCCAUCCUGUGGACGACAGUGCUGGGCCGCACGGCCAUUGUGGCGGGUCUCCGCGGGCCGGCCUUUGUGCCGAUUGUGGUGGACGACUUUCUGCGCUGCACGCAGACCAUUGCUCUGCUGGAGGUGGUGCACUCGGUGCUGGGUAUGGGCGCUCCUGCAACGAUGAUGCCGAUCUCAAUGACAAUCGCUGACAGCCUCGCAGGCAUAGUUCGCGCGCCCCUGUUUACGACGGCCAUGCAGGUGGCCAGCCGGCUGCUGCUCGUGUGGGCCAUUGUGUACCCGUUUCCGGCCGAGACGACGUCGAGUCCGUUCUAUACGUCCAUGGUGCUGGCCUGGAGCCUGACAGAGGUGAUCCGCUACUCGUACUUUGCCCUCAGUCUCGCGCGCGGGCCCGAACGGCCGCCGCCGUCCUGGUUCACGGCCCUGCGCUACAGCACGUUCCUGGUGCUGUAUCCGGUCGGCAUCAGCUCCGAGGUGCGGCUCGUCUACCUGGCUGCCACCACGCCCAGCGCGGCCGCCACUCUGCACCCGCUGUACCCGGCCGCGCUCUACGCCGUGCUGGCCGUGUAUGUGCCUGGGUCCUACAUCCUGUACACGCACAUGCUGGCCCAGCGGCGCAAGGUUCUGCGUCGGCUCAAGGCAGAGGCUGCUGUGGGCAAGAAGGUUCAGUAG